This is a messenger RNA of Caenorhabditis remanei, 837 nucleotides long. RefSeq lists its product as uncharacterized. The record is from RefSeq and is a predicted model, not a curated record. The transcript has a single exon. The coding region runs from base 1 to 837 and encodes 278 amino acids. NCBI's taxonomy places the organism in Eukaryota, Metazoa, Nematoda, Chromadorea, Rhabditida, Rhabditidae.
AUGAUGAGUGUAUACAACAAGCACUCUAGCUUUUUUCAAGUCGGAGAACCUCACCCAGUUCUUCGCACGCGUGAUGAUGAGGACACCUCCGGAUCAGAGGCUCUUUGUAGUCUACUGUUCCAGGCGGUUAGGAGUGCGUCCUACACGCACAGAAGAUAUGCGAACUAUGUUCGUGAAGACGGAGAUCCUCUUACGGGAGGUCUUCGCACGCGUGUCCAUAGGAACGACUCCGGAUCAGUGGCUAGUCUACUGUUCCAUGCGUUUAGGAGUAGGUUCUGCACGCCCAGAAAAUACGCGAACUCUGUUCGCAAAGUCGGAGAUCCUCUUACGGGAGGUCUUCGCACGCGUGUCCUUAGGAACGACUCCGGAUCAGUGGCUAAUCUACUGUUCCAUGCGUUUAGGAGUAGGUUCUGCACGCCCAGAAAAUACGCGAACUCUGUUCGCAAAGUCGGAGAUCCUCUUACGGGAGGUCUUCGCACGCGUGUCCUUAGGAACGACUCCGGAUCAGUGGCUAAUCUACUGUUCCAUGCGUUUAGGAGUAGGUUCUGCACGCCCAGAAAAUACGCGAACUCUGUUCGCAAAGUAGGAGAUCCUCUUACGGGAGGUCUUCGCACGCGUGUCCUUAGGAACGACUCCGGAUCAGUGGCUAAUCUACUGUUCCAUGCAUUUAGGAGUAGGUUCUGCACGCCCAGAAAAUACGCGAACUCUGUUCGCAAAGUCGGAGAUCCUCUUACGGGAGGUCUUCGCACGCGUGUCCUUAGGAACGACUCCGGAUCAGUGGCUAAUCUACUGUUCCAUGCGUUCAGGAGUAGGUUCUGCACGCACAAUUUGCAAUGA